Molecule: messenger RNA, 5662 nt
Organism: Conger conger (European conger)
Lineage: Eukaryota; Metazoa; Chordata; Actinopteri; Anguilliformes; Congridae
Gene: rps6kc1
Product: ribosomal protein S6 kinase polypeptide 1
Exons: 16
Coding region: 34-3168 (1044 amino acids)
Biological process (GO): protein phosphorylation
Cellular component (GO): early endosome
Molecular function (GO): phosphatidylinositol binding; ATP binding; protein kinase activity
Source: RefSeq, a predicted model, not a curated record
AGGUAGCUGGGUAAUGGCUUUGCCGCACUCAGAAUGAUAUCGCGGAGAGAAAGAGGGGAACUUGCUCGUUUUUAUACUGUUACAGAUCCUAAAAAACAUCAGAAGGGAUACACCGUUUACAAAGUCACAGCGAGGAUCAUCUCCAGGAAGAACCCAGAGGACGUUCAAGAGAUCACCGUGUGGAAGAGGUACAGUGACUUCCGGAAGCUUCACCGCGACCUUUGGGAAAUCCACCGCAACCUGUACUGCCAAUCUGAGCUCUUCCCACCUUUUGCCAAGGCCAAAGUUUUUGGGCGUUUUGAUGAAUCGGUGAUCGAGGAGAGGCGCCAGUGCUCUGAGGACCUGCUGCAGUUCUCUGCCAACAUUCCUGCCCUCUACAGCAGCCAGCACAUAGAAGACUUCUUCAAGGGUGGAGAGGUCCACGACGGCUCUGAGCUCAUUGGGCCUGCAGAGUCCUUCUCGGAUUUCCUUGCUGACAGCCUAUCAGACUGCAGCUCUGAAGUGCACAAAGAUAUUGAUGGUGUGGAUGAUUUGACAGCUGCAAGUCAAUCAGAGCAUGGUGGGCCCUCCAGCGACAGCGACCUGAUCUCGCUGCGCGUCGACGGCGACUCCCUGGCUGAGUUGGACGAUGGGAUGGCCUCAGGCGGCGAAUCGCCCAACAGGCCCGCGGGAGGCCGCAGCCCCUCCCCCCAGGCCCGGGCCCGGGACCCUGCGGCCAACAGGGCGGCGCUCUUCGCAGGUGGCCUAAAACCGCGGCUGGGGAAGAGAGAUUACCUGGAGAGGGCGAGCGAGCAAAUCAAGCUGGCGGUGCAGAGAGAGGAGGAACGGGACUAUGAAGCAGCCUUCUGCUUCUACAGAAGCGGGGUGGAUCUGCUGCUGCAGGGAGUGCAAGGUGAACCCAGCCCCACCAGGAGGGAGGCAGUGAAGAAGAAAACUGCAGAGUACCUGAUGAGGGCCGAGCAGAUAUCCAGCCAGUACCUGAAAGAUGCAGUGGAGAAAGGGCCAGUGGAAACUGCGCAGACCCAGGGCUCGCAGGGUUCAGGGCCCUCCCGGAGCCAGAGGGACCCCGCCGCGGAGCUGGAGGCCUUCAGGGUCCUCGGCGUGAUCGACAAGGUCAUGCUGGUCUUGGAUAAGAGAACACAUGAGACAUUCAUUCUCAAAGGGCUGAGGAAAAGCAGCGAGUGCAGCAGGAACAAAAAGACCAUCGUCCCCCACUGUGUGCCCAACAUGGUGCAUCUGCACAAGUACAUCGUCUCAGAGGACUCAAUUUUCCUCCUGCUGCAGCACGCCGAAGGUGGGAAGCUUUGGUCCUAUAUUGGUAAGUUCCUGAACCAGAGCCCAGAGGAAAGCUUCGACAUCCCGUUCAUCCAGAAGUCUCACACAAUGGCGAUUCGAGAGGUGGAGCAGGCGGUGCCACGGGAGAGUGGGGCCAGUUGCAGCAGCAGCAGUGUGGAGAGUGCCGCAUUGCUGGCCCUUCCCCUGAAAAGCAGCCUUACACCCAGCUCCCAGGACGACAGCAGCACGCAGGACGAGGAACCCGAUUGUGCCUGCGGGCCCCCGCCUGAAUCAGGGGCCACGUCCUCUGAGGAAGAGUGCACUGACAGCUACCUGACGCUCUGCAAUGAGUAUGAGCAGGAAAAGGUAGAACCUCUGGGGGAUGAGGAACCCCUGCUGAGGGCAUCCCCCGAGGCACCACCCUCUCCCAGGUCCAGGUCGUUGUUGAGCAACGACAGUCUGUGCUCCCCCAUUGCUGCCCAGGAGCUCAGGUUCUUUACCGAGCCCGAGUUUGAUCUGGAGCCAGCCGAGGUGUUCAGCCCCACCCAAGUUACAUCGCCCAACUCGCUGGACGUGUCUAAGAGGACGCCCAUGGAGUUCUUCCGCAUCGACAGCAAGGACAGCACCAGCGAGCUCCUUUGCUCUGACGCAGCCUGCGAAAAGCCCAAGAUUGACCCCUCCAAGCAUCCCUUCCUUGCUGCCCCCACUGAGCUGGACCUAGAGAUGGAUGACGGAGAAAAUGUGGCGGACCCCUGGGGCCCGGAUGCCGACAAGGUCUCCUACGAGUCGGUGCCCGUCAUUUCUUUCAAGGAGGCCCUGGUUGCAGAGGACGAGGGCCGGCCUCCGGACCUCCUGGUCAACCUGCCGGGCGUGGGGGCGGACGUGCUGCUGUCUGAGGAACUCGGCCGUGUGGUGCCAGAGAGCGAGGCCAAAGCCUCCCCAGAAUUAGGGAGGCCGGAUGUUCUGCAGCUGCAUCGGGGUGCGGUGGAUGAAGCCACCCUUGCCCUUUCGCCACUGGAUGAAGAAGACCACGUCUCCGCUCCCACUGCUGCUGCCCACUCAGACAACGAAGGCCUCUCUGUAAAAAGUGACAAUUGCCAAUCGCUGGGCCCAGAGGCCACGCUCACACAGGAACUCCCGGCCUUGCCACCUCCUUUGGUCUCAAACGCCUGUCCACAAAGUGACAGGUUCCCCGGCUCUAGAGAACUCUCUGCAAGAUCGGAACUACUUUCGGGUUCAGGCCCAGAUGCAGACUUGUCAGCCUGCCAGCUCAGGCCCGACGGGGAAGGGGUGGGAAAUACCAGUAGGACGACAGCUGAGGAAGAGCACAAGUCGGACAGAAACAUCUCACAGCUCUUCAAGGACCUGGACAAACGUUUGCUUGUCGCAUCCCAGGCCCAUAUCCCUGAAGAAUAUGUCCGACGCUGGGCAGUGGAGAUCACUUUAGCGCUUGACGCUCUCCACCAAGAGGGAAUUAUCUGCCGGGAUCUGAAACCCAACAACAUCUUGCUCAACGACAGAGGACACAUUCUGCUGACGUACUUCUGCAGUUGGGGUGAGGUUGAAGACUCAUGCGACAGAGAGGCCAUUGCUGGAAUGUUCUGUGCUCCAGAAGUUGGAAGCAUAUGUGAGGAGACCACUGCCUGUGAUUGGUGGAGUUUGGGUGCCAUCCUGUUUGAAUUGCUCACGGGGAAGUCCCUCUGCCAGUGUCACCCAGCCGGAAUCAGUCGCCAUUCAUCGCUCAACCUGCCCGACUUCCUGUCCGAAGAAGCCAGGUCCUUGUUGCAGCAGCUUCUGCAGUUCAAUCCUCUCGAGAGACUUGGGGCGGGGGUAGCUGGAGUGGAGGACAUUAAAUCCCACCCGUUCUUCGCCAAAGUGAACUGGCCAAAAUAGCGUGAGGACGCCUGGGUCUCUGUACCUGAAGUGGCAGCCCCGGCGCACCACACAGGGUAUGCGGGUCUUCCAGGGCACUGUGAUAGCUGAAAGGGAUUCUCAAUGCCAACAAAGUGGAACUUUUCACAGAGGCAGACCCCCACACUACUCCACAAACUAUACUGGGAACAGAUCUCCACACCAAUAAAUAAACUGCGCGGCAUUGAUAUGAAAUUGCAUCGUCCUAUGAUAUUGUAAAUGGCAAGCCAUAUUCAAUUAACAUCAUUAUGAGCUAUUUCGAGAAGUGAACCAGAACUUAAGUACACUUACACUUUUUUGUUUGUUUGUUUGUUUGUUUGUUUUGUUUAUGCAAGUUAUUCUUGAUCUUUUGGUCAUUUUUUCCCCCAGUUGCAAGAUAAGUCUGUUGGUGGUAUGGUUUACAAAAACAUUAGCCAAUGAAUUACCUUCAUAUAACUUUGCCUAAAAUGGGGAGAAACGUGACGAGACCAAAGAUGGAAAUAAAGACAGGAGGGGCUUGCUUCUGCUCACCUGUAUGCAUGUACAUUAUUGGCACUUGUAUACACAUUUACCUCUAUGCAUAUAUGCUUUUACAUAUACAUGCGGGCACAUACAUGCAGACACAUCACAAACCCCUUUAACACCUGUUUGCACAUAUGCCUUUUCACACCUGUAUAUGCCUACACCUUUACCAUCUGUAUGCCUGCAAAUUUCACAUCAGUUUGCACCUACAGUGCACGUUUCACACCUGUAUAUGCCUGUAACAUAAGUGCAAUAUUAUGUUUAAGUGAACUAUAGUAAAGUUGUCAUGCUACGUGUCAAUAUUUGUCUGAUUUAUCAGGGCAGACGCAUUGUGCACAGACUAACUCUGCUAGACACGUUAUUGAGUUAUUAUCUGCUCAUUAGUAGUGGCAACAAUUCUACACGCAUCAUGUUGAACAAGGUGUAUGCAUAUUGUAAAAGCUGGUGGAUGCGGUAUGCAUAUUACUUUCACCCGGGGAAUUUGUGCUUGCUCCUUUGGCACUUCAACGCCCUUUCCAAAACACAUUCUGUCACAUGCUUUGUCUUUUGAGUAACAAAUCUCACCAUGUCCUUUUCUUAGAAAUGUAAUUCCUUGGUGAAUAGCAAAAGGAAUUAAUAAGGCUGUAUAAUGAAGAAAGAAAGCUAGCAGCCUUCGGUUCGAUUGUCAAUGUGAAGGCUGCAGUUUGACUGAAUAGACCUGAGAUUUGAGGUCCGGCAUUCAAUCACCAGAAUUGCCCAAUAAACAAAUGCUACAUGCCACACUUAUAAACCCGUUUUAAAAAUAGCUAGGUAUUUAUUUUUACUGGGGGAAAAAAUGCUGGAACUGAGACUGAUGUCUUGUGGAGGAACACCUUCUGUAAAAUGCCCAUUAGCUGGAGGUGUUAUUGCCAUUUUGACAUUGACAGUAAUUACAUUAGGUGGUUAUUUAGCUAUUUCUUUAAUCUCACAUUGCUUGACUGGGGCAUGCAUUUUAUCCCUGUUGGAUGUGUGGAUCUUGGGUGGUGCAGGGGGCUACUGAGGUGCAAAAUUAUGCAAAAGAGUUUAAUUGUUCCAUUGAACAAAUCAAAUAAAAUGUAGAGUGAAGGCAGUAUUUCAGAUGAGAGGCAGAACAGACUGUUUAGCAUAUCAUUGUUGUUGUCAUUUUAUUUUGUUUUAGAUCUCAGAGUGUGCAACGGCAAAAGUAAAGCAUCUGUUACAGACAAGUCUGUCUGCAAGACAACAUUUAGCUGGUGCAUGUUGCCAAAACUGGCAGAGAUGGUAGGCAUCACACAUUUUUAUUGAAGCCACCUUUUUUAAAAGAUGAAAAAUGUGUAAUAUGUCUGCAUCACACUUUUUCAGGGGAAGAGAAUUGCUCAGUAUUUCAAAUUGUACUGCGCAGUCUCAUGUAUGCCUGCACCUAGUGAAUUUCCACCAUUACUGGUUCCAUAGCCUACAGAUACCACAGGCUAAUCCCAGGCCAGUGUGCACUAAUAUGUGAAAUGAAAAACGUAAACUAUUUCUGUUGGUUAAAGCUGAAAUUGUGAUAUAGAAAGAUUAAAAUGUUAUGAAAGAAGCUGUAAAACCUGUUUUAUAAUGUAUAUUUUACAAUUAUUUUGGUAGCGUGAUGAAACAUUCUAUUAGACUGUAUGAACAGAAUUGUGUGUGGUAAAAGCAAUGCAUAUACUUGCACUUCAGAACAGAAAUAGUCGAAUCUUAGAUAUUUAUGAAUAUUUAAAAAUAUAGGAUAGUGUCUCUGUGCCAAUAUUUACAUUUAAUGAGAGGUGAUUGCAGACAUUGCAGAAAAAACUGCAUGCCAGAACAUUUGGUGCACAUAUUGUGGUUGAAAGAAGUCUGAAAUACUGAAAUGUAGUAAUUGCAUUUUAAAUGUUUUUUAUUUCCUCAAGGUUUUGAAUCCUCUUUAGCUCUUCAGCUGAAAUUAGGGUUAUGAAAAUUUGUGUGUUGAAUAAAGACCCUUUAAAGAACUAAAUGAAACAAA